AUGUCCGUGGACCAGGGUCAGUCGUCCCAACAAUGCACAGAAAACCUGAUUCCAUUCGGAGCAGAACUGCCUGAGACGGCAUGGGCACACCGCUUGGCUCGUGGGGCUGCCCUGAAGUGGGCAUCAGGGAUGUUCUGUCAGCCCCGACAUUUAGAGCAACUCGGCCAGUACAAGAAAAGAGAGAGUCAGCGUACCACCUUCAUAUACACCAGACUUAAGGCCAUGGUCCAGUCGUACAUAGAUGGAGUUGGCUGGGGUGUGGAGAAGCUUCAUGGAGCCAGGGCUGCUCUCUCUGAGGGGACCCAUCUUCUGAAGAAGGCUGAGCAAGACAUCAGGUGGAACACACGCAGGGGAGAGUGUUUAGUGAAGCUCCAGGAGGUCUCUGUCAGACACACUCAGCUUGUAGCAGCUGUCCACAACCUGCCGCACCUCUACUCAGUGCACAGCAUGGUGCUGGAUACAGAGCGCCUGGUGGAGUCUCGCAGGCUACUAGAGGCUCAUGCCUGUUUGAUGGAGCUGGAGCGCUGGACGGAUGACAUCCUUUGGCAGCUACAAGGAAAGGUCCCAUGUGCGGAGGAUCAGCAGCUAGUAUCCGAUUACUUCAGCGGAGUCAGGACACUUGUGGAUGCUCUAGGGAGAGAGCUCUGGGCCGUGGUCAGCAGUGCUCUGACGUUAGCCGUGCAGAACCCUACACUGUUUGUGUCAGCAGUGCGAAUCGUGGAGCGAGAGGAGGCCCUGGAUCAGACCCUGAGGGAAAGGGCCAGAACAGGAGCCCGCCCACUGCCACCAGGCCGGCCACGCUGCUGGAGAGCCAACUUCUUCGAAGUUCUGAAAGAAGCAGUUUCUGCCCGCUUCCGUAAUGUUUCGUACCUGCACACCCGAGGUCCUGGUCUGGCUGGUCAUCUGUCUGCUCUUCAACACAGCAUCAUGGCUGAUGUGGCUACAGUGAGGCACCAGCUGGAACACUGUGUGCCUACCCACUAUCGCUUAACAGCAGCCUACCUCAGGGCCAGCCAUCAGUGCUUACAGGCCCAUCUGAGACAGGUCAUUAGUUGGGACCUUGAAAGUGGGGAGCUGUUUUCUGUGCUGUAUUGGGUGCUGCACACUUACCCCAGUGCAGAAAUGAUGGGUCACCCUGAGCUGGCGUCUCUGAUGGACCAGGACGAGUUGGGAGCACUCGUGUCCACAGAAGCACUGGAGGAACUGCAGAAGAAAUAUGUGAACAGCGUCCAUACCAGCGUCUGUGAGUGGAUGCACAAAGCUCUGCAGGUGGAGCUACAGGACUGGCACAGAGAGCAGGAGCCAGACACGGACCAUGAGGGAUUUUACCACACCAGUUUACCAACAAUAAUAAUCCAGAUGCUGGAGGAAAACUCGAGAGUUGCUCUGAUGAUUGGGCCACGUUUACAAGAGCGGAUCAUUCAGAUGGGUCUGCAGGAGAUGGAGGUCCUUCUGAACAGAUUUCGAGAGGCCUUAGUGGAAGCUGGAAAGAAACAUCGAACAGGUCAAACCCAAGAGAAGUUCUUCCUGAAUUACCUGCUGGCCUCCAUCAGCAAUUUCAUCAUCCUCAAUGACUUUGAGCAACUGCCGGACGAUGUCCCGGUCACUGCCACCAUCGCUGACGUGGAGGAGAAGAAGGGCUUUAUUGACUAUUAUGUGUUUGUGACGGAGGUGAAGACCAAAGGAGGGAGUAAGUACCUGAUCUACAGAAGGUACAGGGAGUUCCUGCAGCUGCAUCAGACGCUCGAGUCGUCCACAGAAGGAGCUGAGAGACCGACCUCGGGACCUCAGGGUCUACCCAGCCUUCCAGGCAAAGUUUAUAUCGGGAACAAGCGAGAUAUUGCUGAGAGCAGGAUUCCUGAGCUCAACAUAUACAUGAAGAAGCUGCUGGCUCUCCCGUGGCUGCUCCUGGAUGAAGCUCUGAGGAUGUUCUUUUAUCAGAGCCAAGUGGACCAAGAGCAGCAGCCGCGAGCACUGCGCAGACUGAGGCCGCCCACACGCAGAGUUAAAACAGUCAAAGAGAAGAUGGACUUGUUGUCGUCCCCACGAGCCGAGGUGCUGUUUGACUUCCGCGGCAGUGGAGAAGCCGAGCUGAACCUGACCCGGGGCCAGCUGGUCUACCUGCUCCGCAGCAUCAACAAGGAUUGGCUGGAGGGCACAAUUAAUGAGCAGACCGGCAUCUUCCCACAAUCCUUUGUGAAGAUCAUCAAGCCCCUCCCCCCCUCUGACUGUGACAGUGAGGGAGAGGGAGGCCACGCCUACAGCUGCCUGCGCUGUUUCCUCCUGCGGCCUGAAGACACAGACACCAGAGAUGUGUGUGUGCAGGAGCAGCUGGGGAGUCAGCCUGCGUACCAGGAUCUGCUGUCCCGUAUGAAGACAGUGUUUCAGGAGGAGGACAUCGCUCUGAACUACAAGGACCAGGACGGGGACCUGGUCCGGAUCCUGGACGAUGAGGACGUGCAGCUGAUGAUUGGACAGAGCAGACUCCGCCCACAGGCACAUGACAGGCCUGUGAACCAGUUCCCCUGGGAGCUCUACGUGAGCCUGGGCCCCGACCUCUCUGUGUACAGCCACAUGUGUGUCUAA
Knipowitschia caucasica is the source of this 2586-nucleotide messenger RNA. Lineage: Eukaryota; Metazoa; Chordata; Actinopteri; Gobiiformes; Gobiidae. The record is from the annotation of a GenBank genome assembly.